Molecule: messenger RNA, 2343 nt
Organism: Emiliania huxleyi CCMP1516
Lineage: Eukaryota; Haptophyta; Isochrysidales; Noelaerhabdaceae
Exons: 7
Coding region: 1-2343 (780 amino acids)
Biological process (GO): transcription initiation at RNA polymerase II promoter
Cellular component (GO): transcription factor TFIID complex
Molecular function (GO): RNA polymerase II general transcription initiation factor activity; protein binding
Source: RefSeq, a predicted model, not a curated record
AUGCCGAGCGACUCCUCGGUUGCCGUCGAGUGGGCGACUCUCCUCUCCUUGUGGCGUGAGCGUCAGCGCGCGCUCGCCUCCCACGCCGCCGAGUCGCUCAAGCUUCCCGCGCUCCCUCUGCCCAACGGUGGCGGCGACACCGCCGGCGACACUGCCGGCACGGCUGCCGCCGGCGGCUCCGUGCAACACCUGUACGCGGCGGACCCGCAGCACCUUGCCCUCGACGUGCAGGACGCGGCGACCGCCGCCGGCGACCGCGCGAGGACGUUCCACGCCCGCCUUGCCCGGCUCGAUGCAGGCAUCGCUGUGCUCGGCGCGGCUGCGGCCGCCGCGGCCACGGCGGCGGCAGCGGCCGGCGACGAGGGCGCCGACGCGUGGGUGGAGAGCGAUGCGACGGGUGCGUGCGCCGCGCGGCCGUACGUCUCCCUCGCCGCGCGCAAGCGGUUGCGGGUGCUGGAUGGCGCGCCCUCCGCCGCCGAUUUGUCCCUCGCGCCGUCCUUGCUGUUUGGGCGGACGGCGCUGGAUUGCGCGCGGUUCCUUGCGGAUGAGGCGCUGCAGCGAGGGGAGGAGGAGGCGACGGGGGAGGGGGAGGGAGAGGCGAUGCGGGGGGGCGAGGGAGAGGCGAUACGGCGGGGGGAGGAGCAGAUUGCGGCGGUGGAGGCGGCGCGCCACGCGUUGCGGUGGGCGGCGGGAGCUGGCGGCGGCGAGGGAGAUAUGGGGAGAUAUGGGGAGAUAUGGGGAGAUGUACGGGGAGCUGGCGGCGGCGAGCGCGGCGGCGAGGGCGGCGGCGAGGGCGGCGGCGGCGGUGAGGAAGAGGCGGAGGAGGAGGCGGAGGGGGGCGAGGAGGGGCAGACGGCCGGCGGCGGCGGAAAGCGGCCUCGCGAGCGGGCGAUGCUGUUCGUUGGUCGGCCAUUCCUGUCCCUGUGUCUCCCGGACCUGUCCUGGCACUUUUUGCAGGCGAUGCUCCUCGUCGGUCGGCCUGUUGCGCUGCGGGGCGGGGCGGGGCGGAGAGUCGGCGCGGCUGGCUUGGUGGACCAGAGGUCGUUCGGUGCUGCGGCGCUGCAGGCUCAGAGCGGCGAGCUGCGGCGCGGAGUGUACCGCACCUUUGGACCCACCUCCGUCUCCGGCAAGCCGACGGGGUGCGUGGUGGACGUGGCGCUCUCCUCCCCGAGGGGCACCGGCCUGCGGCUGGCGGUUGGCUCUGGCGAGGGCCCUCACGAGGCACUGCUCUACGACCUCCGCACUGAGGCGUGCCGCGUCCUCGGCAGCGGCGCCGGCCAGCCGCACGCGACGACGGGCGGCGCGGGCGCGGGCGCGGGCGGCGGCGCGGCGGGCGCGGAGGGGGAAGGGGGAGGGGUGGGCGCCGUCGAGUUUGAGCCCGAGGGGGCGGAGGAGGAGGAGGAGGAGGUGCCGGCGUGGGCGUACGUGUGCGAGGAGGCGGGACACACCGACCACGUGCUCUGCCUCUGCACGCACGCGCGGGUGGAGGGGCUGGCAGCGUCGGGAGGCAAGGACAACGCGCUCGUGCUGUGGGACGUGCGCCACCGCAUCGAGCUCGGCCGCAACCCUCUCGACCUGGCCUUCGGGCACGGACCCUGCGACGGCUCUCUCCUGGCCGCGAUGGACUCGCUGCCGGGCGAGGAGGGUCAGGCCCUCGUCAUCGACGCGGAGACGCACCAGCUUCGGCUCGCGCUGAGCGCGUCGACGGUCGGUCCGGGCUGCGCGGGGCACGUGUCUUGCCUGCACGCGUCGCUAAGCGGGGGGACCCUGCUGACCGGCGCCGCCGACGGGUCCGUGCGGCAGUACUGCGCGCGCGACGGCUCGCUGGUGUUGCAGUACAAUAGCGGGAUGCGAGACGUGAACCUGACGUCGCUCUCGCGCACGUGCUCGACACGCGCCGGCCCGACAGGCCGCCGCACAGUGCUGAGGCGCGAGGCGGCGGCACCUGCCAAGACAUGUCCACGACAUGUCCGGGACAUGUCGCAUAGACCGCUGCACGUGCUGAGGCACGAGCCGGUGGCGCAGCACGUCAACGGCGUGACGGCGCAGUGGGCGCACAGCGCGGGCACGGUCAUGGUGCGGCUGUGGGACGUCUCGCUCGCCCAGCCGAUGCUCACCUCGUUGCCGGGCCACUCUGCGCCGAUCAGCUGCCUCGCGAUCGCACCCGACGACGACCUCGUCGUCUCUGGCGGCGACGAGGGUAAGGUGGUCGCGUAUAGCCGCCACUCGGCGCCUUCGGUGCUGCACAUGCAGAGCGGCCGCUGGACGCUCGGCCGCGACCAGGACAACUUCCUCAGCCAGCGGGGGGUGCUGCCUGCAGCCGCGGGCGCGGGGCACGGCUGA